AUGCGCCUUACUGAAUACAGCUUAGCAGUGUGCUACCCCAGCUUCGGUUGUGUCAUUGUGACUGACCGAGGCCGGUUCUUGUCGGCUUUGUACCGCGAAGUCGUACUUACAAACGUCUCGGAGCUGCGCAGUUUUGAAUAUAUUCUUUUUCUGUGCUGUGAUUGCAUACACAUCAAAUUCGCCAUGAAGUCUUUUACAUGCAGAGAAGCCCCUCGGCUGUUGUCACGAUCAAAUCUAGCACAGAGAGCACCAGUCGCAGCCCACAGGAAUGCAAACACAUGGAGACAAGAACAACGAAGAGGAUUUGGUUCGACGAGACGGCUACUGGUGGUCAAACCAUAUCUAUUAGCAGACAUUGGAGAAGGGAUUACCGAAUGUCAGGUUAUACAGUGGUUCGUCAAACCAGGAGCGCGUGUCGAGCAAUUCGAUCCUAUUUGUGAAGUCCAAUCAGACAAGGCAUCUGUCGAGAUCACUUCACGAUUCGACGGCGUAAUCAAGAAGCUAUAUUAUGAGCCGGAUGACAUGGCCAAGGUCGGAAAGCCUCUGGUAGAUAUCGAUAUACAAAGCGAAAUAUCUCCAGCCGAUGAGGCGCUGCUCAAUGACGGAUCCGGCGCACCGGCAAACAAGCAAGCACCUGAGCAAUCACAAACACAGGAGCAGGGUAUUGAGCUGGAUCGGAACGAUACGAAGGCAGCCAGCGGUAAUUUUUCUACGCCGGCCCAAUCACUGCCAUCAGAGCCCGUUCAAGAGCACUCUAAACCACCGCGUCAGCUAGGCAAACACGCGUCGUUGGCCACGCCCGCUGUGCGACACAUAAUCAAGGAGAACAAGUUGAAUAUUGAAGACAUUGAAGGCACAGGGAAAGAAGGAAGGGUCACCAAAGAAAAUGUUCAAAGAUACAUUGAGGCAAGCAGGCAAUCUGCAGCAGCGCCACUUGUCUCGUCCACACCAACGCCUGGGCCUAAGCCAACUCAGCAGGUUGAAGACCAGACCAAGCCCUUGUCGCCAAUUCAAGCUGGCAUGUUCAACCAGAUGACUAAAUCUUUGUCUAUUCCACAUUUCCUCUACACAGAUUCAGUCGACUUCAGCUCUCUUACCUCACUUCGGCAGAAGUACAAUGCCGGGCGUGAAAAGGCCGAUCGCAUAACGCCCUUGCCUAUAAUCAUCAAGGCCGUAUCUCUCACCCUUCACCAAUACCCACUAAUCAACUCGCAUCUCGAUACCACCAAUCCCAACAAGCCACAGAUUAUUCUCAAGGGCAGUCAUAACAUCGGUAUAGCAGUCGACUCGCCCUCGGGUUUACUCGUCCCCGUAAUCAAGAACGUCCAGGACCACAGCAUCGCAUCACUCGCAGCUGAGAUCCAGCGUCUUAGCAGCCUUGCACGUGAGGGCAAGCUCACCUCCGCCGACAUGACGGGUGCAACGUUUACAGUCAGCAACAUUGGCAGCAUUGGUGGUACAGCUGUCGCGCCGGUGAUUGUGGGACCGCAGGUAGGUAUUCUCGGAAUCGGCAGAGCAAAGGUCAUCCCGGCGUUUGGCAAAAAUGGUGAGCUGGUGAAGAGGGAAGAAUGUGUGUUUAGCUGGAGUGCAGACCACCGGGUAGUAGAUGGAGCGUAUGUAGCUAGAGCGGCUGAUGAGGUUAGGAAGUGUAUAGAAAGUGUCGAGAGCAUGCUUGUGCGAAUGCGAUAG
Molecule: messenger RNA, 1689 nt
Organism: Plenodomus lingam JN3
Lineage: Eukaryota; Fungi; Ascomycota; Dothideomycetes; Pleosporales; Leptosphaeriaceae
Cellular component (GO): mitochondrion; cytoplasm
Molecular function (GO): acetyltransferase activity; lipoic acid binding
Source: RefSeq, a predicted model, not a curated record